This is a messenger RNA of Danaus chrysippus (African queen), 216 nucleotides long. The record is from the annotation of a GenBank genome assembly. NCBI's taxonomy places the organism in Eukaryota, Metazoa, Arthropoda, Insecta, Lepidoptera, Nymphalidae.
AUGCACAGCCUCGGUAAUGCUGCACAACACCUCAACUCGGGCACACUUCGUGGAAUGUUAGCGGUCGAGGCAUCCGGAGUAUAUAAACGGAGCCUGCGCGUCCCCCCCACACCCAGCCCCCUCACCGCGACGCCGCAGCCAGCUCCAAUAGCGUUCAUAUCGGGCUUCUUGAUAAUAACUUCUCAGACCUCAGCCUCGAAAGGCACUCAAUUCUAA